Punctularia strigosozonata HHB-11173 SS5 is the source of this 1083-nucleotide messenger RNA. Its product is annotated as UPF0029-domain-containing protein. The transcript has 7 exons. Gene Ontology annotation, cellular component: cytoplasm. Lineage: Eukaryota; Fungi; Basidiomycota; Agaricomycetes; Corticiales; Punctulariaceae. Bases 1 to 1083 code for a protein of 360 amino acids. Gene Ontology annotation, biological process: regulation of translational initiation. Gene Ontology annotation, molecular function: protein binding. The record is from RefSeq and is a predicted model, not a curated record.
AUGGUCUCGAGGGCGACGACGCCGGAAGACCGUGCGGCCGAUAGAGAUUAUGCAGCGGAAUUGGAGGCGCUCAUCGGCGAGGUCGCAGCGGAUCCAGAGCGCGAAGUUGUCGCUUCUGAAAUCAGCGUUCUACAAUCCAUCUAUGAACCCGGGUCUAUCAGGAUAUGGCAUCCACCAAAAUCAAGUACAUCUCGCGGCAGUUCCAGUUCUCCGGAGAGCGGCACAAUCCGAUACGAGAUCCACCUGAAUCUUCCAGAUCCGUGUGAUUCUGUGCCGAUGCGCAUCCUCGUCUCUCUCCCUCCGACCUAUCCGGCAUCCUCGCCGCCGCAAUUGCAACUCCUCUCCCGCUACAUCGGCGCGUUCAGCGUCGACUCGGCUCUCUUCGGCUCCAUCAUCCGUACGUACAUAUCCACCAAAGAUGGCGUGGAAUGGACACCAGGUGCAGAGUGCGUCUUUGACGGGAUUCAAAACGUGCUGGAACGAUGUGUACGGUGGUAUGAAGAUCGGUUGAGCGUGGAAAAAGCGGGGGAGCUAUUGAGGGAGGAGGAGAAGGAGAUGCGGCAUCGCACCCCUCAAGAGGAAGAGGGCAGCAAAACCGUGGAGGACUCCACGCCUCGCAGGCUGCAAGAAGUUGGCCCUGCCGAUGAACUGCCAGCGGGAAUAGGGCUUGUAGAGGCUGAUAGCAUCGUGGAUCGCAAGAGCGUAUUCGUCGGCCGUGCAUGUCGAAUAACGCAUCCGUCACAGGUACCAGCCAUAUUAUCAUAUCUUAUGAGCGACCGGCGGAUUGCCCGAGCAGCUCACCCGAUUAUCAACGCGUGGCGCUGUCAGGUCGGUGCCGUACUGCAUCAAGAUAAUGAUGAUGACGGCGAAACCGCCGCUGGCGGCAGACUCGCGCAUUUGCUGCAAAUAUUGGAGGUCAAUAAUGUUCUCGUCGUCGUGACCCGAUAUUUUGGUGGCAUCCAUUUAGGUCCCGAUCGCUUCAAGCAUAUAAAUCAGGCGGCUAGGAAUGCUCUCGAGCUAGGUGGUUUCCUGGAUGACGAUAAGGAAGGGAGCCGGGCCAAAGCCAGAGGCAAGAAGAAAUGA